AUGGCCACCCAGGGAGGCGAGUCCUCUCCCCCAGACCGGUCACUGAUGGAUGUUUCCCGGGUCAUCACAGCUAUAGCCACAGGUGAUGAUAAUCCCACAAAAGUUGUGUGUUUCUCUGGCUCCACCGAAAAACAAAGUAUUCAGUACGACGACAAAGGACAACCCCUCUAUUCAUCUGGUGUAUAUCGCAAAAAUAAACAUAUCAGUGAGAACAGAAACCUAGAUAUCUGUGUGUCAGACUAUAAAGCCGAUGCAGUAGUGGUGGUCAAUCAGUUGGGGAAACUCCGAUUUACCUACACUGGUCCUCCCUCUACUAACAAGGGAUCAUUUGGUCCACGUGGCUUCACAACAGACAGCGAAGGUCGUAUCCUGACAGCAGAUUAUAAUAACGACUGUAUUCAUAUCCUGAAUCAGGACGGACAGUUCCUCCGCUACAUUGACAACAGUGACUUACACCGUCCAUGUGGUUUAUGUAUGGACAAUGACAGACACAGACCCCUUGUGUCUGAAAACAUCACAGGCAAAAUGAAGAAAAUCCAAUAUUUUAUGCAACUCAACUAA
Magallana angulata is the source of this 561-nucleotide messenger RNA. RefSeq lists its product as uncharacterized. The record is from RefSeq and is a predicted model, not a curated record. The coding region runs from base 1 to 561 and encodes 186 amino acids. The transcript has 2 exons. NCBI's taxonomy places the organism in Eukaryota, Metazoa, Mollusca, Bivalvia, Ostreida, Ostreidae.